UCAGUCCGUCUCGUCGGCGGCGGCGCAGAGUGGAACUGGAAGCCAACGUCCAAGAGGCUCUUCAGCUGCGAGUUCGUUUUCGUUUAUGGAUUAGAAAAUGACGUGACGAGCUAGCAUCCGGCCGCCGCGGCGGCAGCGGACAGAGCCAGAUGCGGUCAGGGUCAAUCUCUCCUUGAGCUCUCCUCUCCACCGCGCUGAGACCAGCCUUUCGGCCCUUGCACGCCGCACACGCCAGUCCAGGUCUCACCGUCGGGCUGCUUCACCGGUGCCUAAUAGCGAUGCCCACCACCAUCUGCAGUUUGAGCAAGCAACAUAAAUGGAAGAUAGCAGUCUCUGUGAUGCUGUUCUCCGUGCUCCUAAUAGCAUGUGAUUCGCCAUUCAGGGCCUUUUUUAGCAAGUACCUCAGCUCCAUUGUACCAUCAUCUGGAUCAUCACAUGACACUGCACUAACCCAGGAGAAUCGACAUUUAUACUCAGAGGUCAGAGCAUGCCACUAACCUGACUAACAGCAAGGCAGCGAAACAGAUCGAACAUGGCAUGUACAACAUGAACACCAGUUCGAUCAAUGCAGCUUCCAGUUGGAGCAUUAUGAAGGAGGAGUUCACAUUUCAAGCACAUGAUCGCCCUUUCAAUAAUUGUCAUGCUUCCACCAUUGUAGAGGUUGAGAAAGAAAUUUUUUUGGUUUCAUAUUUUGGUGGAUCCAUAGAAGGGGCUCCUGAUGUCAAAAUCUGGACACAGAGAUACAGUGAUGGCUAUUGGCAUCCUCCAGUAGUAGCUGAUGAAGAAAAUGCGACAGCAAUGUGGAAUCCUGUUUUAUUUCAGCUCCCCUCUCAUGAGUUGCUUCUCUUCUACAAGAUUGGUGAACACCCUCAAAACUGGAGCGGUGCCAUGAAAAGAUCUCUCAAUGGUGGUAUGUCCUGGUUAGAGAGGGAGCAAUUACCACCUGGUAUUCUUGGCCCUAUUAAGAAUAAGCCCUUUUUGCUUGAUGAUGGCCGUUUACUAUGUGGGACAUCUGUUGAAAGUUGGAACUCUUGGGGUGCAUGGCUUGAGGUAGCAGCAGACAAUGUAACAGAAGAUGCUGGCCGGACAUGGAGCAAAUAUGGUCCUAUAUUUAUCCAAGGCGAGAAACUUGGUGUCAUUCAGCCAGUACCUUAUCAGACCACCAAUGGGAGUAUACGUAUGUUGCUGAGGUCUCACCAAACAAUCGGUUCGGUAUGCAUGGCUGAUUCCUACGAUGGAGGAUUAAGAUGGAGUUUUGCGCGCAAGAGUGUGCUUCCAAACCCUAAUUCAGGGAUCGAUGGAAUCAAGAUGAAAGAUGGGAGAGUGGCACUUGCCUACAACACCGUCUCCAGAGGCACGCUCAAAGUGGCCGUCUCCACAGACGACGGCCUCUCAUGGCAAGAGGUGGUGACGCUGGAGAACGCGGAAGGCUGGGAGUUCUCGUAUCCUGCAGUGAUCCAAACCCAGGGCCGGCCCUGAGGGUAUGCAGGAUAUACGACCGCUCAGGACCCUCAAGGUUUAUAGGGCCCCCGUUUAUUCAACUUAUAUCCAAAUACAUAUACAUUACAGAUAAAUCUAUAUUCUCGUUCUUUUGUUGUGUCUCUUUAAUUUUCUGGCAAUCAUCUCUUCGAGGUCGCGCAACAGUCUGCUUGAUGACGAAUACUAAAUAUUGAUUAACGUGGGAAGGACGGAUGGUGUUGUAC
Molecule: messenger RNA, 1703 nt
Organism: Zea mays
Lineage: Eukaryota; Viridiplantae; Streptophyta; Magnoliopsida; Poales; Poaceae
Product: BNR/Asp-box repeat family protein
Exons: 9
Coding region: 538-1479 (313 amino acids)
Source: RefSeq, a predicted model, not a curated record